Messenger RNA from Phyllopteryx taeniolatus (common seadragon), 7069 nucleotides. It is a transcript of the gene rab11fip4a, whose product is annotated as RAB11 family interacting protein 4 (class II) a. Bases 482 to 1936 code for a protein of 484 amino acids. The record is from RefSeq and is a predicted model, not a curated record. The transcript has 13 exons. Gene Ontology annotation, cellular component: cleavage furrow; endocytic vesicle; recycling endosome membrane. Lineage: Eukaryota; Metazoa; Chordata; Actinopteri; Syngnathiformes; Syngnathidae. Gene Ontology annotation, biological process: regulation of cytokinesis; endocytic recycling.
UUGAGAAAUGUAUUAAUGAUAUGAAAAGAACUAAUAUUGCUUGUAAAAUGUUAAAUGGGUCUAUCUGAAAUGACGAUUGGCUACUAUUCCUAUAAUAUACUAAAAUCCAUCCAUCCAUCCAUUAUGUUGAGUUAAAAUUAAAAGACGAAAUUAUCCAAUGCGCAACACGCAGAUACGCUGCAACUUUCAGUGAGCCAGAACAAAUGCAUUCAUGUGGCGCCCAGGGGAUUCCAUCCACUUGCAGGUGUGCUGUAUUUGACGCGUCGUCGUUCUAUUAACCGUACAAUCCCAUCAGCUUUUCCCGUAGCAUUUCAGCGGUAUCAUUUGCUUCGACGCGAUUGGCGGAGUCGGAUGGAGUUGCUAUUUGUGCAGUCGAUUUGAUGAAGAAACGCACGCACGGAAGGACAUUUCGUUGGCGACCGGCAGCUCAUUGCUGCGUCUGCGAAAGCUGCAGAAGGCUUCCGAAGCGCGUUGGACAUGCAUGAUAUUCAAUUCGGCCAAGGAGACGAGAGAGGCAAAGCUGGACCUUCCUGUUACUUUGUGCAUGCAUCCUUAUCCAGAAAACAGCGUGCGUGAUAAGGAAUAUGAGCCGUGUGAGAUGGAAAGCUGUACUGAAAAUGUCAACGUUUCUGACUUCCGGGACACUAUUUGGCAAAACCGGGAGGAUAAAUUUGAAGACUAUGGUGAAGGGAAGGAUGUGGAUUACUCUCCAAGCAGCCCAAGCCAUGAAAAUUACUCCAAAGCAAAAUGCUUCUCAAAUUUAGGAUCCUCCCUUCCAUCGAGUGCAGGACACACAACUCACAAAAUGCGGCAACUGUAUACCAGUGAACUGCUGGAUAUCAACUGUUCUCAGUGCUGCAAGAAAGUGAAUCUGCUCAAUGAUUUGGAUGCUCGCCUUCGAAACAUCAAGGGAAGCAGCCCCAAUAGAAAUAUAUCCAGCACAGCAUUCGGACACCAGCUGUUCCAGACCAACUACAAUGUCCUUGAUUCGAGUCCGGGGAGCAGCACAGAUAAUUUGUUCACAGAGAGUAUUGACUCCUGUGAUCUCAACAUUACAGAGAAGGUGACUUAUCUUGAGAAGAAGGUGACGGAGCUGGAGAGCGACAGUGUGACGAAUGGGGAACUGAAGUCCAGACUGAAACAGGAAAACACACAACUUGUCCAUCGUGUGCAUGAACUAGAGGAGCAGAUGAAGGAUGUGGAGGCAAGGGCAGAUCAGAGUCUGGAGGAGGAGACUAAGAGGCACUGCGAAGUUUACUGCAAGAUGGAGAAGGAAAGAAACACGGCGAUAGAAUUUCUGUGUAACAGGAUACAGCAGUUAGAGGAAGAGAAUGGAGAAAUGAAGACUAAUGUGCACAGGCUCAAGUCUCACGCAGAGAAACUGGACCAGGAAAAGCAGAAGAAGAUGGACAACUUGGAGGACACAAGCCUGAGGCUAAAAGAUGAGGCGGACCUAUAUCGGAAGAUAGUUGAAAAACUUUGGCAUAACCGCCGUGAGUUUCAUAAGGAAAAGAAUGCUAUGAAAGAGCUAAUUGAUGAUCUCCGCAGAGAACUGGACUAUUUGCAGCUCUUUAGGAUGCAAAUGGAGCAUCCUGGAAAGGGCAAGAGCCUUUCGGAACACAAUACCAAGCCUCGAGAGAUCGAAAUGGAACAGGAUGUGAAAAAAUUGAAACAGGAAAACCAUAAAUUGCGAGAUCAGAAUGAUGACUUAAAUGCUCAGAUUCUAAGUCUGAGUUUGUAUGAGGCCAAGAGCCUGUUUUCCUGCCACUCAAAGGUCCAGUGUCUGGCUGCUGAGAUUGACAACGCGUCAAGGGAUGAGCUAGUUGAUGCUUUGAAAGCAGAGGAGGAGAACAACUUGCGUUUGAGGAAAUACAUGGACAAAAUAAUUUUGGCCAUUCUUGACCAUAACCCCUCAAUCCUAGAAAUCAAAUGUUAAACAACAUACACUAGAACAUCUCAAUAUCUGACCACAGUAUAUUGAUUAAAGAGAUAUAGAGGUACAGAAUGUGUUAACGAAACAAGAGUGGAAAUUAUUACAGUGUUACAAAAAUAUUUUGCAACUUGUCUGUUUUUUCAGCUGAUUUAGAAUAAUUUUGCAUUGCUGAAUUUGAAAAUGACACCAGUUGCUCUUGUUUAGGUCAGAUUUUUAUGCCAAGAUGAUUUUUAAUCUGAUUUUUUUUUUUUACGAAAUUGAUUACACUUUUGUGGCAUUAAUGGGGCAUUUCUGUUCAUAUUUCUCAUCUGAGAGGUUUUUCAGAGGAAAAAAAUCUAUUAAUCAAAUGUUACAAACUUUGCUUAUUGUAAAUUGAACCGUAGACAUUGAUAAAAGUAAGUAACCUUCCAACUGGAAGGACUCGCACAAUCCCCCCCCCCCCCCCACCCCUCCCACACCCCUAGGUUGAGAAACCCGUGAUAUAAAGUGGAAAUACCUGUACAUGUAAAUAAAAACAUUUAAAAAACUAGGCCAUAGUUCAAAACAUUGACCUGAUUGAGCAAAAUGUGAUAUUGUGAUAUUUAGAUUCAGCACAUCAAAAUGCUUCUAUAUCAUCUAAAAAAAAAAAGUGUUGUUGACCAUUGUUAUAUUAAUGUGAUGUGACGGGUGCAAACAAAGUAUUGUUUCAUUCAGACUCUCAAAACGUACUUUAUACUGUACCGUAUAUCAUCAAUGAUGUAGUACAUACUGUUGCAAAGCAAAAUCUUAUCGCUUUUACCGAACACUUAAUAAAAAAAAAAAUAAUUUCUUGCAGUUGAAAAGCAGGAUUAUGAUCCGUUAUCAUUUAUCACUGUUUUAGUGAAACGUGUAUUUUGGGCAAAAUAGGUGUGAGAACAUAAGAAACAACUCCAAUGUUAACCAUUACACACUGGUCGGGUCAAAUUUGACAGCUAUAAAAAUUCUAUAAAAAUACUCUGCUUAUUGCACCCUGAAAUAUUAUGACUUUCCUAAAGCGAUCCAAAAUACACAAAAAUGAAAAUAUUUAAGAAGGGCAUUCUUUGGUUUAAGUGCUACAAAGUUUGUGUUCACUGAGGCUGUUCAGGGUCAAAUUUGACCCAUGUCUACUAAAAUGGAUUUUACAUUGAUCAGUGUGUAUUAAAUCAAAGAAAGUGGUUGUAAUCGUGAGAAUCUUGAAACUGUACAGGCCAUAAAUGUUUUUGGGUUUUUUUUUUUUUAUGGGAGAGUGGAAACUGUUCAAGAGGGAGAUUGAAAACGUCCCGACAAUUGGAGUAUCUCAAAGAGUAAAAGAGUCCAAUUCACGGAUGUGUUGAUUUUUUUAUGGGACUGUAGGGAGGAGGUACAUGGGGGAGUUUGAACCAGUCUAGAGAACUGUCAGUGUUGCCACUGCGUUUGCACAAGUUCCCACAGAAACAGGCACAUGUUGGCUUUUGAAGGGUCAUGGGGAAUCUCAAACCAGUGAUUAAAAUCAACAAAUGUCAUACAGAAAUAGGACUUCACGUUGUUUGCUGUUUUUAUCCAAAGAUGAGUGGUGUAAAACAAAAAAUACACUUUGUUUUCUAUGAACCAGUGAUUGAGGAUUGAUCGUCUAAUUCUCAGAUAGGCUAUUAAUACACUUUGAAAAGAUUUUAGUUCAUAAUUUAAUAUAGAAAAUUAAUAUGAUGAUAUUCAGGGUACGGUUGAGCAUCGUUUGAAUUUGAGCGAUUCCGGUUCCGAUUCUGGUUUCUUAGUUCAAUUCCGGAUCCAAACGAAUCUCGAUUCCAAUUCUUUUAGCGGGCUGGGUUAAAAAAGGUUUGCAUGGUUUAAGUAAAGGGUGUCCAAAUUCUAAACAUCCGUUUUCUUAGCAGCCCGCAGCAUAGACUAAAAUGAACAUUUGACUCGAGGUUCUUUAUAACCAGUAUCAAUAUCAAACUUAUGAACUAAAAGGCAGCGUGUGUGGAACUAACCCAAUUGACUUAAUAUUCAUUAAUGUUUCAGUUCAAAGUUAAAUAUAGCUUUGUUAAAAAUUAUUUGAACUGUUUUAACUGUUUUAUUUCAUUGUUUCACUCACCCAGUUGAUUGAGAGUUGACUUCACUGGUAGCAUUGUUAAAAUAGUUAUUUUGCAGGUGAGAAGCAAAAGAGUUAUUUUAACAAUGCUAUAUAGCUGCAACUGUAUUCUGUUUCAUCACGUCAAAUGGUUUAUAUGUGCAAGUUUAACUUGACUUGUUUUACCGAUGAGGCACAAUGUUAGUGUUUGUGAUACUGUGAGACAACCUUUGUGAAUUUUGUCCCAAUUCAUUGUGAUGUAAAGUUGCUACGGUGAAGUUUUAGAUCAAUGUUAAGCUUUUUUUUUUCUUUUUCUUUUUUUUUUGUCGUCGCCGCUUAUGUUGAUUGGAAGACUAAAAUAAAUGUAAAAACGAUCUAUCCUUCCAUCCAUCCAUUUUCUACCGCUUAUCCGAGGUCGGGGCGCGGGGGUACAAGCUUUAGCAGGGAUGCCCAAACUUCCCUCUCCCCAGCCUCUUCAUCCAGCUCUUCCGGGGGGAUCCCGAGGCGUUCCCAGGCCAGCCGAGAGACAUAGUCUUUCCAGCGUGUCCUGGGUCGUCCGCGGGGUCUCCUCCCGGUGGGACGUGCCCAGAAACACCUCACCAGGGAGGUGUCCGGGAGGCAUCCGAAUCAGAUGCCCCAGCCAAUUCAUCUGGCUCCUCUCAAUGCGGAGGAGCAGCGGCUCUACUCUGAGAUCCUCCCGGAUGACCAAGCUUGUCACCCUAAGGGAGAGCCCGGACAUGUAUCUGGGCUCUUGUUCUUUUGGUCACAACCCACAGCUGGUGACCAUAGAUGAGGGUGGGAACCUAGAUCGACCGGUAAAAUGAGAGCUUUGCCUUUCGGCUUAGCUCCUUCUGCACCACAACGGACCGAUACAAAGUCUGAAUCACUGCAGACACAGAACCCAUCUGCCUGUCGAUCUCCCGUUCCAUUCUUCCCUCACUCGUGAAUAAGACCCCAAGAUACUUGAACUCCUCCACUUUGGGGCAGGAUCUCAUCCCCGACCUGGAGAGGGCACACCACCCUUUUACGACUGAGGACCAUGGUCUCUGAUUUGGAGGUGCUGAUUCUCAUCCCAGCCGCUUCACACUGGACUGCGAACUGCUCCAGUGAGAGUUGGAGAUCAUGGCUUGAUGAAGCCAACAGAACCACAUCAUCUGCAAAAAUCACAGAUGCAAUACUGAGGCCACCAAACCUCACCCCCUCUACAUCCACCCCUGGGGCCUUGCCACUGAGGAGCUUUUUAACCACCUCGGUGACCUCAACCACAGAGAUAGGAGAGCCCGCCUCAGAGACCCCAGACUCUGCUUCCUCAUGGGAAGGCGUGUCGGUGGAAUUGAGGAGGUCUUCGAAAUAUUCUCCCCACCUCCUUACAACGUCCCGAGUCGAGGUCACCAGCGCCCCAUCCCCACUAUACACAGUGUUGAUGGUGCACUGCUUCCCCCUCUUGAGAUGCCGGUGGCGGACCAGAUUUUCCUCGAAGCUGUCUGGCAGUCUUUCUCCAUGGCCUCCCUGAACUCCUCCCAUCCCCGAAUUUUUGCUUCAGCGACCACCAAAACUGUAUUCUGCUUGGCCAGCCGGUACCCAUCAGCUGCUUUAGGAGUCCCAGAGGCCCGAUUGUACUCUUUCUUCAGCUUGUCGGCAUCCCUCACCAUUGGUGUCCACCGACGGGUUUGGGGAUUGCUGCCAAACAGGCACCAACCACCUUAUGGCCACAGCUCCGGUUGGCUGCCUCGGCAAUGGAGGUGUGUAACAUGGUCCAUGCGGACUCAAUUUCCCCUGCCUCCCCUGGAACAUGAGCAAAGUUCCAAUCGGAGGUGGGAGUUGAAACUCCUUCUGACAGGGGAUUCUGCCAGACGUUCCCAGCAGACCCUUACAAUAUGUUUGGGCCUGCCACGUCAGACUGGCAUCUUCCCCCACCAUCGGAGCCAACUCACCACCAGAUGGUGAUCAGUUGACAGCUCCUCCCCUCUCUUCACCCAAGUGGUCAGGAGAUGCGGCCGCAAGUCGAUGACACGACAACAAAUUUGAUCAUUGAACUGCGACCUAUGGUGUCCUGGUGCCAAGUGCACGUGUGACCACCCUUAUGCUUGAACAUGGUGUUUGUUGUGGACAAUCCGUGAUGAACACAGAAGUCCAAUAACAGAACACUGCUUGGGUUCUGAUCGGGGGGGGCUGUUACUCCCAAUCACGCCCUUCCAGGUGGUUGGUGCCUGUUUGUCAUUGCCCACGUGAGCAUUGAAGUCCUCCAGCAGAACAAUGGAGUCCCCAGUGGGAGUGCUCUCCAGCAACCCCUGUAAGAACUCCAAAAAGGGUUAAAACCAAGCAAAAUCAACGCUAAAAACCAUCAGUGCAAAAAUGCAAGCCACUGUUUACCUUGUUAGCUGCCUCAGUGUUGGCAUACACGUAUACGUAUUUUAUUGUUUCAGUCACCCAAUUGACUGAGAGUUGACUUCACUGAAGCUCCGUGUGGUGUAGGCUGAGGGUCGGAGCGCAUCAGAUGCUACACAUCGUGAAAGCCUCCUUUGCACAAUGUAAUGUUAUUCCAAGUGUUGCACUGAGGUGACUGGUCAUUUAUUUUCAGAAAGUUAAGACACACUUUUGUUUGUGGCCACUGCCGUUGGGCACAAGCAUGUCAUUGUGCGCGUUGUUCUUCAUUGGUUUGCGCUGCUUCUUUGUUGCUCUUUGCCACUUCUUUGCGGCUGGAGGACUAGGGAUCGAAACUGGGAACUGAAAUGUUUACAUUUGAACGGUUCUGGGAGAACAGGAACGUUAGUCCCGGUUCCAAUUGAUUCUCGAUGCCCAAUCAUAAUUCAGGGUCUGGGUCAAUAUAGUACUGUGUGCCUGUAAAAUUGACAGUAUAUAAGGGUUAAAGAAGUCUGUUGGUUAUGUGUUAUAAUGUAUUUAAUUUCAUGUCCAACAUAUUCCUUCAUUUGAUGGUUUUUGUAUGUACUUCAAAUGGGUUUGAAGUUUCUAUAUUCUAACACUGUUGUAAAUAUUUUUGAAGUAGUGUUAGCCUGUCUUCAACACCAUUUUUGUAUACUGCAUGUUUGUGAUUAAUGUGAUGAUAAACAUGAAUGUGGAAGAACACUAAA